AUGUCAGACAGGUCUCUGGAAGUCAUGAAAUCCGUGACUUCUGCAAUCCUAACUGACAUUCUCUUAGUCGUAGAUAUCAGCAGUAAGCAAACAGUUUUAGACAGAAAAAGCAGCACGAACACUAAAAUACACAGUUGCACAUAUGUACAGGUCAAAAGAAAAAAGAACACACUAAAAGAUGAUUAUAAGCUUGCCAAUAUUGCUUCACGAUACUGCCCUCUCCGAUCUCAAAUUUUCACAAUUUUAUCAUCAGUGAAUGCAUCACAUGUGGUUGUGUCUCUUGUAGAAAACUAUCCCAACUAUCUUAUUAUAAAUCUAGAUAAGCUGGACUAUUGUGCAAGCUUGAAGAAUCUUGAAACCAUUUCAGAGAAGCAAAACUACAAGUUUAUUCAGGGUGACAUUUGUGAACCCCAUUUUAUAAAACUACUUUUUGAAACUGAGAAAAUUGAUAUAGUUCUACAUUUUGCAGCACAAACCCAUGUAGAUCUUUCAUUUUGGCGUACUCUGGAAUUCACCUAUGUGAAUGUUUAUGGCACUCAUGUUUUGGUCACAGCUGCAUAUGAAGCCUGUGUGGAGAAGUUCAUUUAUGUCAGCACAGAUGAAGUAUAUGGAGGUAGCAUUGAUGAGGAAUUUGAUGAAGCUUCACCCAAACGACCAACAAAUCCUUAUGCUUCAUCUAAAGCAGCUGCAGAAUGCUUUGUUCAGUCUUACUGGGAAAGGUAUCAGUUUCCAGUUGUUAUCACACGAAGCAGCAAUGUUUAUGGACCACAUCAGUAUCCAGAAAAAGUUAUUCCAAAGUUUAUAUCUUUGUUGCAUCAAAAUAGAAAAUGCUGCAUUCAUGGUUCUGGGCUUCAAAGAAGGAAUUUUAUUUACACCACUGAUGUAGUAGAAGCAUUCCUUACAAUUCUAAAGAAGGGGAAGCCAGGUGAAAUUUAUAACAUUGGAUCCAGUUUUGAAAUGUCCAUUUUACAGCUUGCUAAAGAACUAAUCCAUCUAAUAAAAAAGACCAGUUCAGAAUCUGAAAUGGAAUAUUGGGUGGAUUACGUUAAAGACAGACCUAUCAAUGACCUAAGAUAUCCAAUGAAUUCAGAAAAAAUGCACAAUUUAGGAUGGAGACCUAAAGUUCCAUGGAAGGAAGGAAUAAAGAAAACAAUUGAAUGGUACAGAGACAAUUUUCGCAACUGGAAGAAUGUAGAGAAAGCUUUGGAUCCCUUUCCUGUGACGGGCCAUUCACACAGCUUGAUGAACUGUAGGAUGUAAGAAAGAACAUAGAGGAAAUCAUUCUCUCUCCUUGUGACUAUUUCUUCUUCCUAGAAACUUGAAGUCAAAUGACCAAGCUGAAGUUUUCACAUAUUUCACAAUACAUGGACAAUUAUGAAUUUGCAGCUGUAAAUAAGGAACAAAAGAGGAAAGAUGCUCAGAGCUUUUUAAUAUUUGAUUUUAUAGAUGUAAAUCUGUUAACUUCUAUUUCCAGUGCAAUAUUCUUAAUUUUUUAUAAAAAAAUAUUUUAAAUAAUUAAACUAUAUGAAGGAUUUUUAUAACACUAUACAUAGAUACACUUGAUAUUACAUUUGUUCACCUUGAUUAAGAAACAUUUUCAGUCCAACUGGUAUUUUUGAUAAAAAUUAGUUAGUGGUUUUUUUAAGUUCAGAAAUGUUUCAUGCAUACCAGAUCGGUCAUCUCUUAUACUCGUUCCAUCUCAUUAGCUACAAAAUUACAUUUUCUGGUUAGGCAUUUAAUUAUUAAGGAGCAAGUGUUCUAUACCCUACAAAAGGUACAGAAUCACAAAAGGCAAAGAUGAGUUACAGUAAAUUUCCUUGCCAUUGCAGUAUUAUUCUCUAUAGAUCAUUGUUCUAGAACAUUGUCUGCUCUAACUUUAAAUGUCUUAAAUAGCAGGUAUCACUUGCCUGGGAAAUCGUUUUUACCCUAAUAGAUUUUUUUUCAUGAAGCUUGUAUUUAAUUUCAUUCCAUUAUCUGUCUAGAUUAUUUUCAAAUGAUUUUGGCACAGUGGUCAUUAUCCAGUUAUUACCCUUUUGUAUUACCCUAAAGAAUUUCAUUCUCUUUAAUGUUUACAGUUGAAAAGUUUGGAAAAAACUUGAACAUUGCAUUGUUACAGUAUUUCAAAUGUUAUAAUGUUCUGUGAUAUGAAGAAUAUUUUUUGCCAUGGGGGGGAAGAAAGCUAAACAGUUUUGUUUAACUGAAUUGUGUGGUGGUUUUCAUGAUCAGAGUUUAGAUCAUCUUAUCAAUUAAACAUUGCGUGUUAGUAAACUUUCCUGUAAAGUGGUGUUGUUUUUUUUUAAAAUGAAGGGAGAAAUAGUCUGAUUU
Molecule: messenger RNA, 2325 nt
Organism: Pelodiscus sinensis (Chinese soft-shelled turtle)
Lineage: Eukaryota; Metazoa; Chordata; Testudines; Trionychidae
Source: RefSeq, a predicted model, not a curated record